GUACAGGUGGUUCAUCAGCUUCCACUGACUCUCGCCUAUUCUCCGACAUUCUAAGAGCUAUUGCUAUGAAUUCCUCAUCGUUAAACUCCUCUGUCGGGUCCAGUACUUCAAGUAUUUGCGAUGCUACAAUUAAUUUGAAAAGCAAAUUAACAAGUAUUAUCAAAAAAUCGAAUACUAUUUUUGUCGGCGAGUAUUUGGAGCGGCGAUUGGUCAAGAAUCAUCCGUCUCCUGUUUACAAAGAUAUUGUUGUAGUUGACAAAGAUGAAGAGAUUGUCAAAAUUUUAAAACAAAUUUAUAAUGUUGUUAGAGAAGAACUCAAUGGAGAAAAAUCUCUUGGAAUUACUAGAACAAUUAUCGAUGACGAAGUUCAAGAUUAUAAAUUAUGGGUUGACUUGGACCCAACUCCACUCGGCAAAUAUUGGCUCCAAAUAAAAUCCGUCAAAAUUUACGACAACACUGUCCAGUUUAAUUUGAAACGUUUAAAAUCAUUUCACAAUACGUCUCAAAGAUCAACUAUCCCGGAAGAAUAUCCCGAAUUCGAUAUAAAUGAAAUUUUGACGUAUCACAAUUUUGUAGAAGCCUCAAAAUUUCUCGCAGUUGUCUUAAUGAGCCUGAUAACACUCCUCGCGAAUUUCCUCUGGUACUUUGCUGAUUUCAGUAUUAAAAUAACCCACGAGUUAUCGAAUUUAGUCAGAGCAUUGACGCCGAUAUUAUUCGGCCUCUGUGAAUUUUUGAGCCGAUGCGUGGGAGGAUUGUACUGGCUGAUCUUUAUGCUCUGUCGAGGGACCAGUGUAGCCCCUCCAAGACAGCCGAUAGCUCUCAUGCCUAACAAUGUUUAUUUGGUGAUUCCAAUAACACCACAGGCCAAACGAGCUCCAGCGUUACCAGUUGUUGAUGACAGCUCGUGGCCACCUUUGCCCAAGUCAUCGGGGUCAGCA
Cotesia congregata is the source of this 938-nucleotide messenger RNA. The record is from the annotation of a GenBank genome assembly. Lineage: Eukaryota; Metazoa; Arthropoda; Insecta; Hymenoptera; Braconidae.